This is a messenger RNA of Pezoporus occidentalis (night parrot), 1026 nucleotides long. Its product is annotated as maestro heat-like repeat family member 5. Bases 298 to 1026 code for a protein of 242 amino acids. Gene Ontology annotation, cellular component: cytoplasm. The record is from RefSeq and is a predicted model, not a curated record. Lineage: Eukaryota; Metazoa; Chordata; Aves; Psittaciformes; Psittacidae. The transcript has 4 exons.
CGUGCUGGCCACCUGGUGCUGGGCAGUGGGGAACGCGGUGGCUUGACCUGGGCUGGGAGUCGGGACCUGGGGUGACGGCUCUAAAUGCCCUCAAAGUCCCCUCACGUGCCCCCAUCCCCUCAGUGCACCCACAGGCAAGGCCUGCCAGGAGGCUGCUGCAGGAAUUCCUGUGCCACCACCCAUGCAGCCGGACAGGAGGCUGGUGCUUAGUGACCAGAGCAUUUUGGCCUGGGUGGUCUUUCACCACUUCACAAGAAAGAAAUUCUGUGCUUCUUACAGGCAAGGAAAAUACUGGUCAUGCUGCCAGACUUGAUGAAGACCCUGCAGAGUGCCCACAGCGACAACAAGAUGAAGGCCCUGCUCACGUUCAGAAACAUAAUAGGUCAUUUGAAGAAGAAGGCCAGCUCCAUCGCUCUGGAGCUGGCCGAGAAGCUCCUUCAACUCUUUGAUGAUGAGUGCAGCCAGACGCAAGAGCUCUCCAUCUGCCUCUUCAAAGAGAUAAUACAGAUGGCGGAUUGGAAGGACAAGCGGCAGAUGCAGAAGAAGGUGCGGAGGAGCCUGGUCCCGCUCAUGUUGCACAUGAGUGACGAGAUCGAGAGCGUGGCCAAGGCCUCUCAGGAAGCCAUCUGUGCAGCUGCGAAGGUGCUCAAAUGGGAAUGGCUCAGUCACCACGUGCAGACACUGGAGAGAUGGCAAACUGUGCAGCGCUUGCUGGAGCAGGAGCAGAGCAGAGCAGAAAAAUAUGUGCGUCAGAGCCUGCUUUACCUGCAGCACGCUCAGGUCAGCGUGCGACUGGCAGCUGUGAGGUUCAUUGGUAAGCCGCGGCCCCUGGAGUCCCUCUUUUGGCAGCCUGGCCCCAGUCCCAUCUGCUGCACUGGCAGCGAGGAGCAGCCCUGUGGCUGCCAGAGCAUCGACUGCCCCGUGCAAGGCCUGUGCAGCCAGGGGCUCUCCAACCCCUGCGCUCGCAGCGGGGCUCAGUGGCACCUUGCUCAGUGCCACCUCCCCCUGCGUCCUGUCCUUCCCUAA